GUCACCACGGUCGCCACGGUUGCCACCGCCGUCACCGCGCCCGCCUGCGCCGAUAAAAGAUAAAACUGCGGGGAGCCAGCGGGAGGGAGGCGCCAGCGCAAGGCGUUGACAGUGACAACGGUGACGCCGGCCGGCCGGGGCGCAGGACCGUGGCGAUGGUGAAGGAGACGCAGUUCUACGACGUCCUGGGCGUGAAACCGAGCGCGGCGCCCGACGAGAUCCGCAGGGCCUACCGGAGGCUGGCGUUGCGCUACCACCCCGACAAGAACCCGAGCGAGGGCGACCGGUUUAAACUCAUAUCCCAGGCCUAUGAAGUGCUUUCAGAUCCAAAGAAAAGGGAGAUUUAUGACCAGGGCGGGGAACAAGCAAUUAAAGAAGGAGGCUUGGGCAGCCCCAGCUUCUCCUCUCCCAUGGACAUCUUUGACAUGUUCUUUGGUGGUGGAGGAAGGAUGGCGAGAGAGAGAAGAGGCAAGAAUGUUGUGCAUCAGUUGUCUGUAACUCUGGAAGAUUUGUAUAAUGGAGUCACCAAGAAAUUGGCCCUCCAGAAAAAUGUAAUUUGUGAGAAAUGUGAAGGUGUCGGUGGAAAGAAGGACUCUGUGGAGAAAUGCCCACUGUGCAAGGGACAGGGGAUGCAGAUCCAUAUCCAGCAGAUCGGGCCAGGCAUGGUGCAGCAGAUCCAGACUGUGUGUGUGGAAUGUAAGGGCCAGGGCGAGCGCAUCAACCCCAAGGACCGGUGUGAAAACUGCAACGGUGCCAAGGUAGUCCGGGAGAAGAAGAUCAUUGAGGUACACGUGGAGAAAGGUAUGAAAGAUGGGCAAAAGAUACUAUUUCAUGGCGAAGGAGACCAGGAGCCUGAGCUGGAACCUGGCAAUAUCAUAAUUGUGCUUGAUCAGAAGGAUCAUAGUGUCUUUCAGAGAAGAGGCCACGACUUGAUCAUGAAAAUGAAAAUUCAGCUCUCUGAAGCUCUUUGUGGCUUCAAGAAGACCAUAAAAACACUGGAUGAUCGAAUCCUUGUUAUCACAUCCAGACCAGGUGAGGUGGUAAAGCAUGGGGACCUGCGAUGUGUGCGCAAUGAGGGGAUGCCUAUCUACAAGGCCCCCCUGGAGAAGGGGAUGCUGGUCAUACAGUUCCUAGUGACUUUCCCUGAGCAGUACUGGCUGUCCCCAGAGAAGCUACCACAGCUGGAAGCCUUGUUGCCCCCUCGGCAGAAGGUGCGGGUCACAGAGGACAUGGAGCAGGCCGAGCUGCAGGAAUUCAGUGCUGGCGAGCAGGGCUGGCGCCCACAGCGCGAUGCCUCCGAGGAGGACGAGGAUGGGCCCCGUGCGGGUGUGCAGUGCCAGGCAGUGUGACACAGGGGCAGUGUAACAUCGGCACAAUGAAAUGGUGUCCUGUAAUGGCUAUGUCUGGGGUGUCCUGUGUGUGUUCAGCGUUCUCCGUGGCUGUCUUUGGAUUUCUUUUGUUUUUCCUUUGGUUCUGAUUUAAGUUAUGCUUGGCUCACAUUUAAAUGUUUUACAUGUAAGUCACAUCAGUCUGCCCAUAGAAUCUAUCUGUCCACACUUUCAGUACCAUCGAGGGAAUGCUGGUGACCAUACUGACAUUUUGUGCUUUUGGUGGCUUUGCUGUUUGUUCAGCUCCUGGUAGCACUUGGCUCAAAGCCACCCCCAGCCCCUUGCAGGCCAGGAGGCACAGUAGGUAUCUCAGCUGUGUCUGCAACUGGUUUCUCACCCCUGUACCCUGGAAGUUGCGGAGGGCCUGCACACAGGGCUGCUGAUAGGCCACUUCUGAGUCCAGGUUCCAGAUAAAUGUCUGCACGGACACAGCACGUGCAUGGGGUUUCACAGUCCUGGUCCACGCCAAGGUCCUACAUGCUUUGCUCGGUGCCCCCAGAUGGUUGUUGUGGACACAGGAGUCUGUACUCACCUCUCCUGGAGAUUCUCUGAACUUCCUGAGUCCUGUGGGAGGACACACCAGUGACCCCGCCCCAGUUCUCUGGUUUUCAUGCUUUCUGUUGGAACCCCUGUAGCCGUAGCCCACCCAAGUGCUUACUUGAAAAUGAAACUCUCCUGUAUCACUGGUGACUUGAAGGACUGGGAAUACCCUACUAUCCUUCCUACAUUCUUCCAGCUGGGCUCUGAAAGGUUAUUCCUUAACUCACAGCCAUAUCCCGAAGGGUGUCCCACUGAGGUCACAUUAUGGGAACAGGCAGGCCGUUCUGGGGCCUCAUCCAUCUGUGUGAACUGCUACCAAAAAGGCUGGUGCAGGGUGUUAGCUGUUGCCUCCUUCCUGGUAGGCAGUCCACACCUGGAAUUAGCAUUACCUUAACUUCAGGCCAUCACUGUUUCUUUCCAGUCAUGAAGAGAAACCACUACCUGUGAGCUGCUGGGUGGGCCCUUGUCUUGUCCAAUGGCACCCAAGUUGAACCCAGAUGGGGACUCCUGGGUGGGCCACAAAGCAGGUCACGGGGUGAGCAGGUGAUAGCACUGCUGGCUGGUGGGAUAUAGCUGCUCUAGUAGAGAGCGCCCACCUGUGCCUAUCUGGACCACUGGUCAGGAGACUGAAAGCCAAUUUCCCAAUCAAGCCCACCUAAAGAUCGACUUGAAAUGGAGCACCCUUCCAGCGUGCCUCUCCUACGCUGUAGCUUCUGACAAAUGAUGGAGAACUACCGUUUAGUUGACAAAUGGAGCAAAAUUAUACCCAGCUCCUUCCUGUCAUGUAAGUGGCCUUCUGUACAGUGUUGCUUCAGAUUUUAUUCCAUCUCUACAUCUGUCACUUUAAAAUUAAAAUGGAGCUGCUAUGAGAGACAA
Molecule: messenger RNA, 2804 nt
Organism: Cavia porcellus (domestic guinea pig)
Lineage: Eukaryota; Metazoa; Chordata; Mammalia; Rodentia; Caviidae
Gene: Dnaja4
Product: DnaJ heat shock protein family (Hsp40) member A4
Exons: 7
Coding region: 156-1349 (397 amino acids)
Biological process (GO): response to heat; protein refolding
Cellular component (GO): cytoplasm; cytosol
Molecular function (GO): Hsp70 protein binding; ATP binding
Source: RefSeq, a predicted model, not a curated record